CCUGUGUCUCUACACUCGCUGAGGUAUGCAUUCUCCCUUACGAUCUAAUGACCUUACUUAUGACUUGUACCAUAGACUCUGUCUUAUAGGUACAGCUAAUGAUAUAGCUCCUGUGUCUCUACACUCGCUGAGACUCUGUCUUAUAGGUGAUCGCUACUGGUCGUAUCUCCACUGCGCGGUAUUGUCUGCGACACAGAUGCUGUCCGUGACAGACGCCAGCAAAGCCCAAGCGGACCUCCUCUCUGUGCGGAGCACUCUGAUGCAGAACAUGCCCCCCGAGAUCGAUACCGUCGACUUUGUCAAAAUCUUCAAUCUGACCAAGAGCGCGGGCAAGACCGGUGCCCCUGCGCAUGGUGGCGGGGGCGGCGGUUCCAGCUCGAGCGCUGGGAGCGGAUCCAGUGCGGGCAGCGAUGCAGCAAGCAGCGGCGCCUCUUCCCUGACAUUCUCAUUCUCUUCCAUCGCUUUCCUGUCGCUCGCUGUCCUUGCUUUGUGUUGAUUGUAUAUCAUGCAUGUUUUCUUACUCGUAGAAGAUUGAAUUCAAUCGAUGCGUUUUCGUCGAGAUGGAA
Messenger RNA from Mycena citricolor, 566 nucleotides. The record is from the annotation of a GenBank genome assembly. NCBI's taxonomy places the organism in Eukaryota, Fungi, Basidiomycota, Agaricomycetes, Agaricales, Mycenaceae.